AUGCUGAGAUUAAUCGCCAAAGCCAAGUACCAUCUCGCAUUUGCUCUUGAGGACCUCUUGGUUAUACUUGCUAUGAUUUCUGGAAUUUGUCAUAUAUCACUUAAUACUUGGGGUAUAACCUUCGGAUUAGGAAGACAUGUUAUGUUUCUUACCGAGACCCAAGCCGCGAUGGCUAUGAGAGCUGAAUUUAUUGGAGAGCCUUUCGGUAUCAUAUCACCAACACUCGGUAGAAUAUCGUUCGCUGUUUACCUCUUACGAAUACUUGGACACCAGCAGAAUAUAAGACGAUUUCUCUACUUUCUCAUUGCCCAAAAUGCCAUUAUAAAUCUAAUGGCACUCGUCCAAAUAUUCUUCGAGUGUUCCGAUAUUUCUUACAAUUGGGAUCGUGUUGGACAUGAAGACCAAUGUUGGAGCAUGAGAACACAAGCAGCUAUUGGCUAUUUUCAAGGAUCAUCCAGUUCCUUAACAGAUCUUGCUCUCACAAUUCUACCGGUUGCAAUGGUUAUUAAUCUUCAUAUUUCCUUGCAUUUGAAGUUUCUCUUAUCAUUUCUGUUGGGAGUCAGCCUUUUUGCCUUUAUCGCGGCAGUCAUCAGGACCUACUGCACAAUGGGCGAUAACGAUGAUAUUACCUUUACUUCGGUUACCUAUAUUAUAUGGUGCGCAGUAGAAAACUGCACUGUCAUUAUAACAUCCUCAAUACCAUUUCUCCGACCCCUCUUCCGAACAGCUCCCAAACCAUACAUCGAAGUAAAAAAUAGUCCGACCCCAAAAAUAAUGAACCACAAUGAAAUCGAGUACAGAAGUUCGAGAGAAAUACUGGCUGAUCCUGAAUUUCACCAGGAGAAAAUAGAUUAUAUGGGAGAUAAAAAGGAUGAUGCUAAGAUCGAGGCCCAUUCGCUCGUGUAGACCGGGUAGAAAAUUGGCGUAUAGAAUAGAGGUUUUGGGAUACAUGAUUAGAUGAUUUAUGAUUUGGUACAUGGUUGCCAUGGAGUUCGUGGUGCUUGAUGCGGGGUUAUUUCUUCUCCAUUGAUAGAGGUCAGUUCCUCGACAUACUGUCAGUACAGUACUGUCCAAUAACGCUUAAAUUAUACUAGUGCCAUGUCGACUUCUAUUUAAGCUUGACUUGCUUCAGAUAUCCUUUUGAUGUCGAAGCUUUUUUGAAC
This is a messenger RNA of Botrytis sinoallii, 1163 nucleotides long. RefSeq lists its product as uncharacterized. The record is from RefSeq and is a predicted model, not a curated record. The transcript is spliced from 5 exons. NCBI's taxonomy places the organism in Eukaryota, Fungi, Ascomycota, Leotiomycetes, Helotiales, Sclerotiniaceae. Bases 1 to 906 code for a protein of 301 amino acids.